AUAGAAGCCACCUCUGGGCCUGGAGCAACUCAGAGCCACCAUAAAAGGCAGCCCAACUUCAUGCUCUCUCAUCCACUUCUCCUGCCUCCUUCUCCUUGGGAUCCAGGUGCAUCUCCAGCCCCAAGACAUGUCCUGCUACACCCCGUGCCGGCCCUGCCAGCCCUGUGGCCCCACCCCGCUGGCCAACAGCUGCAAUGAGUGCUGUGUCAGGCAGUGCCAGGACUCCACCGUGGCCAUCCAGCCCUCCGCAGUGGUGGUGACUCUGCCCGGGCCCAUCCUCAGCUCCUUCCCACAGAACACCGUGGUGGGAUCCUCCACCUCUGCUGCUGUUGGCAGCAUCCUCAGCUCUGAAGGAGUUCCCAUCAACUCUGGUGGCUUUGACCUCUCCUGCAUCACCAACCGCUAUGGUGGCAGAAGGUGUCCUCCAUGCUAAAGCCACUGGUGCAGCCCUCACAAGGACCCCCAGGAAUCCAGAAGCUGAUGCUGGACUGAGGACAGAGCUCCUGGCCAUUGAAUUCAGAGAUGCUGAGCAACCAAUGCUGCCCUUCCAAAGGAGGGCAGGUGGGGUUCUCUGAAACCAUGGCCAGUGUUUGACUUCCCUGUCAUAGUCUCUCUCCCACCUCUCUCUUGUCUUCCAUACUUUUGGACUGUAAGCCUCUCUGGGGGAUCUGCUAACUGCUGCCCACUGUGGGGCAGGCAGAUGGAUGCCCCGUGGGAUCUCCAGUAUUGGUGAUGGGCAGAGACUACCGGCAGUUGCAUGUGGUCUCCCACCACCACCAGCAGCCUCCUCUAUAAGGGAACUCAUUUCCCACUUCAAUGACAAUAAAACUUUCUGCAUCUCA
This is a messenger RNA of Corvus hawaiiensis (hawaiian crow), 842 nucleotides long. RefSeq names its product feather keratin Cos1-2-like. The transcript has 2 exons. Gene Ontology annotation, cellular component: intermediate filament. Bases 128 to 433 code for a protein of 101 amino acids. Lineage: Eukaryota; Metazoa; Chordata; Aves; Passeriformes; Corvidae. Gene Ontology annotation, molecular function: structural constituent of cytoskeleton. The record is from RefSeq and is a predicted model, not a curated record.